CGACAAACGCCAUUCAACGACGCAAUGAGCUUCAUCACGCCCUCACAAUAAUGUGAUGCUAGCGUUUGUAGCGCCUGCAGUACGAAAAUAUGGGUCCAAGUGAAUGAUAAGCUCUCUACCAAUCAUACGAAAGUCGUUUUCGACAUGCAAAUGGUGCCCACACCCAAUUGCGUCUUCCUUGAUAGCGGGGCUCUGAAGUAGAUUUUUUUCUGUUGCACACUGCUUUUUACGUCUUGGUGUAUUUUUUUCCUUGCAACAUUGACAUAUUUUCCCGAAGGACAGUAGCCGCAAUCUCGUAAAAUGUCGGUUUGGAAGAAGUUUCUCGAUAAGCACCGGCGUCGCGGUGCCAAUCCUGACGAGAAGAGUCCAACUCCAGAAAAUCAAACUAUGUUUCAGGGAUUCGAAUGGCACGUGCCCGCUGAUGGCCAGCACUAUCAGCGUCUUACCAGGAUCCUUUCGUCUCUCCAAGACAUCGGCUUCUCGAGUGUUUGGCUGCCGCCUGGCUGUAAGGCGGAUAAUCCCGCAGGCAAUGGUUAUGAUUGCUACGAUCUGUGGGACCUAGGUGAAUUCGAGCAGAAGCAGCAAACGCGGACUAAAUGGGGUCUGAAGGAAGAUCUAAAGCAAUUGUCAGAUAAUGCGAAAGAGCUGGGAAUUGACCUGUAUUGGGAUGCCGUCCUGAAUCAUCGUCAGGGCGGCGAUCAUACGGAGAAGGUCAAGCUCGUAGAGGUCAAUAGUGAGGAUCGGAUACAAGAGAUGUGCAAACCCUACGAGACAGAAGCUUGGCUCAAGUUCGAUUUUGAAGGUCGCAAUGGAAAGUAUAGUAGUUUCCAAUUGGGUGCAGAACACUUUAUUGCGACCGACUGGGACAAUAAUAAUGGAAAGAAAGGAAUCUUCAAGAUUGAGAGGGCUGACCGACGAUCUACUAAGAGAGAAGUCGCGCAAAAGUUGCAGAGGUAUCUCAUGUUCAAUGAAUUGGACUACACUCAUCCAGAUGUGCAGCAAGAUGUUAAGAAUUGGGGUGUUUGGAUCACACAAGAAGUCGGUCUUCGGGGUUUCCGUCUCGAUGCCGUCCAACACUUUUCGGAGAAGUUUACCAACGCGUGGAUCGAUCACCUGUCGAAGGAGUUUGGCCAAGAGAAACUGUUCUUUGUCGGUGAAUACUGGGUGGGUGGGGUCUCGGAGCUCGUCUCAUACCUUCACAAGACGAGUAAUCGCAUGUCGCUGUAUGAUGCUCCGCUGCUCAACAACUUUUCUCACAUCUCGCAAACCCCGACAGCCGACCUGCGUGCUGUAUUCUCCAACUCACUCGUCGAUGUCGCUCCUGCGAAGGCCGUCACACUUGUCACAAAUCACGAUACUCAGCUUGGUCAAACAGUGGAAACGCCUGUCACGCCAUUCUUCAAACCUCUUGCAUAUUCUCUCAUUCUGCUACGUCAAGGGGGAUACCCUUGUGUGUUCUACGGUGACCUGUAUGGAACGUGUGGCCCGAAAGCUGAGGGACCUUCAUGUGGUCGGAAACUUGCAGAUCUCAUACUUGCCAGAAAACUAUAUGCAUAUGGUGAGCAAGUCGACUAUUUCGAUCAACCAAGCUGUGUCGGAUGGGUGAGGAAAGGGCGCUGGGAUAAGAAGUUUGGUUGUGCCGUUAUUAUGAGUACUAGCGGACCAGGAGUGAAGAAGAUGGAGGUUGGAGUGAUUCACAAGGAACAAGUGUGGACCGAUAUACUAGGCUGGAAUAAUGAAGAGAUUGUUAUCGAUGAAAAAGGCCACGGCAUUUUUAGGUGCGCCAAACAAGGAGUGAGCAUAUAUGUUAGGCAGGAUGCGGAAGGGAGGGAAAGGUUUCCUGUGAAUUUUGAUGACAAUAUAUACAGUUUCUAAAGUGCCAAUCCGAGAAUAGAUGCUAAGAUGCAC
Molecule: messenger RNA, 1908 nt
Organism: Pseudovirgaria hyperparasitica
Lineage: Eukaryota; Fungi; Ascomycota; Dothideomycetes; Acrospermales; Acrospermaceae
Product: thermostable alpha-amylase
Exons: 2
Coding region: 301-1875 (524 amino acids)
Biological process (GO): carbohydrate metabolic process
Molecular function (GO): hydrolase activity, hydrolyzing O-glycosyl compounds; calcium ion binding
Source: RefSeq, a predicted model, not a curated record